This is a messenger RNA of Umbelopsis ramanniana AG, 966 nucleotides long. RefSeq lists its product as uncharacterized. The coding region runs from base 1 to 966 and encodes 321 amino acids. Gene Ontology annotation, molecular function: oxidoreductase activity. The transcript has a single exon. The record is from RefSeq and is a predicted model, not a curated record. NCBI's taxonomy places the organism in Eukaryota, Fungi, Mucoromycota, Umbelopsidomycetes, Umbelopsidales, Umbelopsidaceae.
AUGCCCCGUACUGUCAAAGCUGCCGUCGUCAACGAUUUCAAAAGCCCUCCGAGCUAUCAAGAUAUCGAGAUCGCUGACCCCUCAGAAAGUCAAGUUCAGAUUAAGGUGCUGGCAACAGGCUUGCAUCAGCUUGUAAAGAGUCGCGCAAGCGGUGCUCACUAUUCUGCAAACAUCACAUUGCCUCUUAUCCCUGGUGUCGAUGGUGUUGGCGAGCUUCCAGAUGGCGAGCUGAAAUAUUUCAUGACGUUCAAUCCCACCAGUACCGGUUCCUUCGCGGAAUACGCCAAUGUGGCUAAGGAUGACCUGUUGCCUGUUCCAAGAGGUGCCGAUCCAGCGGUGGUCGGUGGCUUACUCAACCCUGCCAUGUCGUCUUGGCUCGCUCUCCGCAACCGUGUUGAAUUGAAGAAGGGUUUCACUGUACUUAUCUUGGGUGUCACAGGUGCUUCUGGCCAACUUGCUGUGCAAAUUGCGCGUUUGCUCGGAGCGUCUCGUAUUGUCGGCGCAGGACGCAACCAAAAGGCCUUAAACGACCUUCUCGCCAACGGACUAGACGCUGCUAUCACGCUUUCCGAUGAUCAAACAGAAAAUGAAAAGGCAUUUGCUCAGGAAGCGGCCAACAUUGAUGUUGUUUUGGAUUAUUUAUACGGUCCGGUGGCUGAAAUUGCCAUGCGCGCCAUCAUUAGCCAGCGCGAGGUCUCAUCUCAUCGACUUGACUGGGUUCAGAUUGGAAGCAUGGCUGGUCAAAGUAUCUCCCUUCCCGCCAAUGCUCUUCGUGCGGCAAACUUUUAUAUUUCCGGCAGUGGUCUUGGUUCCAUCAGUAUGGCUGAUUUCCGAACAGAGUUGACGGAAUUGAUAAAACACCUUGCGUCCGGCAAGUUGACUGGCUCUGUCGAUCCUCAAAGUUUGAAGGAUGUCGCUACGGCAUGGACUGCUAAAUCAGAUGGUCGCCAAGUAUUUGUACUUUAA